GCUCCUGAAGUGAAACCUGUGGAGGCUCCUGAGGAGAAACUUGUGGAGGCUCCUGAAGUGAAACCUGUGGAGGCUCCUGAGGUGAAACCUGUGGAGGCUCUUGAAGAGAAACCUGUGGAGGCUCCUGAAGUGAAACCUGUGGAGGCUCCUGAGGAGAAACUUGUGGAGGCUCCUGAAGUGAAAUCUGUGGAGAUUCCUGAGGAGAAGCCUGUGGAGGUUCUUGAAGUGAAACCUGUGGAGGUUCGUGAGAUGAAACCUGUGGAGGCUCCUGAAGAGAAACUUGCAGAGGCUCCUGAGGAGAAACUCGUGGAGGCUCCUGAGGAAAAACCUGUGGAAGCUCCUGAGAUGAAACCUGUGGAAGCUCCAGAGGAGAAACCUGUGGUGCUUGCUGAGGUGAAAACUGAGGAGGCUCCUGAAGAGAAACCUGUGCUAUCUGCUGAGGAGAAACUUGUGGAAGCUCUUGGAGAGAAACUUGUGGAGGUUCCUGAAGAGGGACCUAUAGAGGCACCUGAGGAGAAACCUGUGGAGUCUACUGAGAAAGUAACUGUGGAGGCUUCCAAAGAGAUGAAACCUGUGGAGGCUCUUGAAGAGAAACCUGUGGAGGCUCUUGAAGAGAAACCUGUGGAGGCUCCUGCAGAAAAAGCUGUGGAAGCUGUUGAAAGGAUACCUGUGGAGUCUACAGAGGAGAAAUCUGUGGAGGCUCCUGAGGUUGCAUUAUCGGGUGUUACUCUUCUUGAUAGUAGCAAGUUAGUUGAAAAGGAAGAAACUACAGGGACUGAAAUUUGUGGUGAGGCACAAGGCAAAGAUUCUGACCAGAUGGGUCUUUUAACAGCAAUUCUUGAUGAAGAAAAUCGGAAUGUACCAUCAGGAGAUAGCAUUAGUGACUCUGUUGUAUCAACUAUAUGUGAAAUUGGUGUUGCAAAGAAAGUUGAACCAGAGAUACCAAAGGAAAGCCAAGCGACUGAAAUAUCUGAUAUAUCAGAAGUAGAUUCAUUGAAGUUAAAUGGUGAUCACUCAGAAGCUAAACUGUCUGACAGUGGUCUUGAUCAUUCUGGUGUUUCCACUGAAUUUCAGAAUGAAGUGGCAAAAUCAAAUCUUACUGCUGUUGAAUCUAAAGACAUUGCUGACCAAAUUGGCGAUAUAUCACUUGGAACUGCUGUUAAUGCUAAAGAUGAGGUAGAAUCUGUGAUAAAACCUAUUUCUGUUGAAGAAACUCCUCAGAUUGAAUCGAAAAAUAAUAAGGUGUCCAAAGCUGAUUCUGAGAGCCAACCAAUUGAUACAGUCAAUGAAAAGCAAGCAUAUUCAGAUAUUGAACACUUACAAAAACUAAAUGGUGAUUUGUUACCAAAAGAUCUUGAAGAGAUUGUCAAAGUAACUAAGACUGAAGAUGGCAAUACUGUCAACAAAGUAGAGCUGCUGGUUCAAAAGAAAGCUAAGAUUUUGACCUCUGAGCAAAUUAUCAAAGAUAACCAGAAAAUGACUAAAACCAAAGAUACAAAACUGAAAAAGUCUAAAAAGAAAGAGUCCAAGAGUAAAAGUCGUGGAGAAAUAACUCCUGGAAAAGAAGGAGUCCGAUCUAAAUCCUCAAGAAGCAGUCCAGAGAAAGGUGUAAAAAAAGAGAAAAAGGCUUCAUCACUCGUCAGUACUCCAAAACAGAAAUCAACCUCUUCCUCUAAAGCAAAUGUUCCAAGCUCAAUGAAGAAAUCAAAAGGGAGUAGUAGCCCUACGAAAUCAAAGUCUAGUUCUUCAAAAAGCAAGGGCACAAGUAGUACAGAAAAAGCAAAACCAGUACUUAGGUCUGUCUCUUCACCCCCCAAAGCAAGUAGUAGCCCUAUAAAAACAGAUAGUAUUGAUUCUUCAAAAGUAUCUGAUUCAUCACUGAAGAAAGAAAACAAUACUUUGCCUGCUGAGAAACCACGAGGAAGAUCAACAAGUAGGAGCGUCAUACUCAAGAGAACAACCAAAACUGAAAAAUUAAGACUGGCAAUGAUAAAAAACACUUUGGAAGCUAGUCAGAACCAAGUUGCUCCAGCAUAUUCACAUUCUCCAAGUGCCCGCCGAAUACGCAGCUGCAGUCCCCAAAAAACCUCUCGAGUGACAUCACCUGAUAAAAGGACAGGAUCACCUUUGAAGACAAAGUCAACCACUGCCCGUUCAAGAAAAGAUCAAUUGUAUGAUCAGAUGGAAUAUGAUGAAAAUGAAAGGGUAUGUAUUAAUAGUGCACUUUAA
Molecule: messenger RNA, 2229 nt
Organism: Octopus bimaculoides (California two-spot octopus)
Lineage: Eukaryota; Metazoa; Mollusca; Cephalopoda; Octopoda; Octopodidae
Product: pharyngeal muscle protein 2-like
Source: RefSeq, a predicted model, not a curated record